Messenger RNA from Harpegnathos saltator (Jerdon's jumping ant), 1628 nucleotides. RefSeq lists its product as uncharacterized. The record is from RefSeq and is a predicted model, not a curated record. Bases 152 to 1228 code for a protein of 358 amino acids. The transcript has 5 exons. NCBI's taxonomy places the organism in Eukaryota, Metazoa, Arthropoda, Insecta, Hymenoptera, Formicidae.
CUUUCACAUAUUGCUCGAGGUAGCGACAAUUUUCCACGGAGUUCAGUUGUCGUUUUGAUUCGUUGUUGGGACUAUAUUAACAUAGCUGUAUAUUGUGAUUAAGACGGUUAAGAAGAUAUUCACUCAAGAAAGUAUUGGUCAUUGUACUAUCAUGGCAUUUGUCGGCGUAGAAUUCGCUAACGAAGAUUCGGCAAAUAACAAUACGGAAGUAGCAAUUGUGAACGUACGCUGGUUUACUCCUAAUGAAACUAAUGUAUUUUGGCCACCUGUAAAAUCACAAGAUAGAUAUGAGAAAUUAUUGAAACAAGGAGCAACGCCAACUAAUGAAUGGUUGUUAUGUCAAGUAACAAAAACUUAUUUUGAAACCGAUGAUUUCAAGAAAGCUGAACAAAAAGUAAAACUGUGUCAAUAUUUAUCAGAUGUAGCGACUGACGUAGAACCUGUUUUAGAUAUUCCAAGUAAGAGACAGCGGAAUAAGCCUUCCAGAUAUAUCAGCGACUCAUCGGAUGAAGAAAAUACACCAGUACCAUCGAAACUUAAAGCUCCUCCUAGACUUAAUAAUAUAUUUACAAGUUGCAGUCAAGUUCCGUCAGAUAAAAUAUUAGUAAACUCAAUUCAUCCAAAAACAAAUAAUAAACCUACAACGAGUCAUUUUGUACAACCAAGUCAUAAACAUUCAGUGAUUCAAAGAAAUUCUGUACCUGUUAUAAAUAGUAUAAAUGAAGUACCUCUAACUGACGUGAACAGAAAUCUCACUGAUAUAAACGCUACACUUGCAUUUAUAAAACGACAGAAUACAGAUAUUUACAAUCAAAACGAUCAAAUGUUCCAAGUUUUAAAGGCCACUAACAAUUCCAUUGUAACGGUAUCCAAAUCUAAUGAAAUACCACAACUGCCUUGUACUCUACCAAUAACCACAUUUGAAGAUAUUACCCGAUUGGAGGAAUACCUUAAAAAAGAAGAAAAUAUCUCGCCUCUGGCUUCUUAUCUGUCGACGAUUGGAGAUCGCGGAGAUGUAACAUCGAUAACAAACCGUAUACUUCGUCGACUUCUUUCAGAUAAAAUUGCAUCGUUUUAUAGCUUCCUCGGAAAACGAAACAAAAAGGCAUUUGCUCAUUUGAAACUCAAUAGUGUAUUGAUGAAAUCUGUUCUAUUGGCUCUACCUGGCAGUACGCAACACGAAAUAGAAAACAGCGUAAAAGAAUGGUCCACAACGCUCUUCCCUUAAGACAAAGAAGGAUAAGUAAGGGUUUAUAUAUAUAUAUAAGAUGUUCUACUCCUACAUAUAUCCUUGUCUGUGAUUGUAGAGAAAAACUGUUAGCAAUUUGACCAAAGAAAAUUUGCGUUAUGUUUAUUUGCGUAAUGUUUUAUGUUUGUGUAUGAUAACUACAUUCACUGUUACAUUUAUUACUUAAGUAAUAAGAUACAAAUUGCAGUAAUAUGUCUGCUAUAAUGAAAAGAAAAGUCAAACUGUUUGUAGGAAAACGACAAUUUUAUCGAAAAGUUGCUACAGACGUAAUUGCUAGAGACGCUAACUCAAUGCAUGUAAUUCUUAAUCUAUUAGACAAACAAAAAUGUGAUGCCGAGUUAUCCAAUAUGUCGAUGAAUACAUUGUCUUUUGAAGAUGA